AUGACUCCUAUCCGCUCAUUCAUGCUCAUGGCUGCUCUGGCAUUCUCGAAUGUGGAAGCUUUGGCUGGCUGUCAGAACUCGGUGUACAACGAGACAGUCGCCUACUUCAACAGCGCGCCCGUCACCUUCAGCUUCGAGAUCGCCACCGCCACUGAAUGCCAGAACUGGUGCCGAAAUGUCAAGGCAUGCCAAGCCUGGCUUUAUGUCGACCAAUCAGGCCAGUGUGACUUGCACCGCACCAAAGCACUGAGCCUUUCGGACAACAUUGGCUUCACAUUUGGCGGAUGCGAGCCGAGUCCCGAGUCUCGGUUACCUCCAUCUCCCAUUGCAUCUCCCACUGCAUCUCCCACUGCAUCCUCCUCCGCUGCUGCGAGCAAAAAUCAGAUCCCUUCAGAGAGUUCUACCUUGCCCCGUGCGAGGCGUGAAAUUUUUCGCCAUAGACACGAACAUCACCAUUGA
Aspergillus aculeatinus CBS 121060 is the source of this 459-nucleotide messenger RNA. RefSeq lists its product as uncharacterized. NCBI's taxonomy places the organism in Eukaryota, Fungi, Ascomycota, Eurotiomycetes, Eurotiales, Aspergillaceae. The transcript is spliced from 2 exons. Bases 1 to 459 code for a protein of 152 amino acids. The record is from RefSeq and is a predicted model, not a curated record.